Molecule: messenger RNA, 1718 nt
Organism: Ostrea edulis (European flat oyster)
Lineage: Eukaryota; Metazoa; Mollusca; Bivalvia; Ostreida; Ostreidae
Product: alpha-amylase-like
Exons: 9
Coding region: 70-1593 (507 amino acids)
Biological process (GO): carbohydrate metabolic process
Molecular function (GO): alpha-amylase activity; cation binding
Source: RefSeq, a predicted model, not a curated record
GCACACAGCUUAUCUCCUCUAGGUGAGACUAUCAAACACCACCACUCGACUUCCUUCUUCAGUACAAAAAUGGCUCCGAUUGAACGGACUGUAUUUAUUAUUUACACGGUACUAGCAUUUAAAGUUGCAGAAUCGUUUAACUAUCAAACACAGGUCUGUCUCCGUUCCGGAACUGACGUCAUUGUACAACUUUUUGAGUGGAAAUGGAAGGAUGUAGCCGAAGAGUGUGAAAAUUUUCUUGGUCCUAAUCACUUCUGUGCUGUCCAGGUUUCCCCUCCAAAUGAAAACCGAAUUAUUUCAAACAGUACCCAUAAUAGACCUUGGGUGGAGCGAUACGAGCCGGUUUCUUACAAGAUACAGACUAGAAGCGGCAAUGAAAGUGAAUUCCGCGACAUGAUCAGCAGAUGUAACAGAGUAAAAGUCAGCGUAUAUGCUGACAUAGUGAUUAACCACAUGACCGACGUAAAUCACCAUGGUUACGGAACUGGGGGGUCUAUUUAUCACGGAGAACAACGAACCUAUCCUGCAGUUUCCUAUAGUGGGUGGGAUUUCCACGACUCGCUGCACUGUCAUACAAAAAGUCUCAAUGUGGAAACCAAUACCAAUGUCGUCGAAGUCAGAAAUUGCCAACUGGAUGGGAAGGCGGACCUAAACCACGAAAAGAGUUUUGUACAAGACUCCAUAGUCACUUAUCUAAACGUAUUGAUCGACCUCGGAGUUUCCGGAUUCCGAAUUGCCAGUGCAAAGUAUAUGUGGCCUCAGCAACUUACGUCAAUUUUUGAUAGACUGAAAAAUGUAAAUGGGGGCUCAGCACGUCCUUUUCUGUAUCAUGAAUUCGAUGAAAAAGCAGGAGACGUCAUACAGAUGUCGGAGUACUUCCCAAUCGGACGAGCGGAGUAUGAUAACUAUGGAAAAGAAUUAACUAAAUUGAUUAGAAAUCGCAAUUUGGAGUCUUUCAAAACGAACUGGGGGACAGCACGUGGCUUCCCAUCACCAGGCAACAUAGUGACGUUCAUUGAUGACCAAAUAAGCCAGAGAGAUAGUCUACAUCCGGUUUUUACACACGCUGAUCGCAAAAUGUACGAGGUACUCAAUGCUCUGUUGCUCGCCUACCAUUACGGAAUUCCCAGGGUUUUCAGUGGAUACUCCUAUUCCCAUGUGUGGGAUGGUCCCCCUCACAACGGGUAUAUGAGCACAGCAGAUGUCAAUGUAAACUCCUACGGGGAUUGCCAGGGAGGAUGGACAUGUGAACAUCGAUGGAACGCAAUAUACAAAAUGGUGAAAUUUAGAGAGGCGACCCAAGGUGCUUCUCUUCAUUAUUGGUGGACGAACCAUGCUAAUCAAAUUUCCUUUUCCCUUGGGUCCAAAGGAUUCAUAGCGAUAAACUCGGAAUCCGGCAUUAAUCUGGACUCUUACUUACAAACAGGUCUUCCAAGCGGCACAUACUGUGAUGUCAUAUCCGGCAGUCAUAACGAUUGCUCAGGAAAACAUAUAUCUGUACGUAAUGACGGAUUAGCUCGAAUAACAAUUCCUUACAACGCUCACUCAGCCGUGAUAGCUAUCCAUGUAGGUUCCAGAUAUACCGGUAAAUGAGAACAAGAAGACUUAAAAUCAUGAAGGUCGUGAAAAAUAUGGAUAUACAUCUAUUAUGGAAAAGCCAUGUCCAGUUUUUGUGAAAUGUAAGCAUUAUUUUGUACAAUGAACAAACCAUUUCUGAA